UAAUUUACAAAGGGAGGAUAAAUACCUCACCAACGGGGAGAAAAGUUGAAAUUUAUAUGACGGACUAUGAUUGGUCAGCUUUAGUUUCGUUUCCCGCCAAUUUUGUGGCCGCCAUCUUUGUAAUCUGGAAGGUGUGAACGCGAUGUCUGAGCAGAGCGAAAACGGGUCCUCUGACUCCCCAACUGAGGACGUAACACCAACAGCAAGUCCUCAGAAGAGUCCACAGAAGGCAGCUUCGCCCAAGAAAGAUACACCCAAGAAAGAUACACCCAAGAAGGAUACACCCAAGAAGGAAGCACCCAAGGAAGAAGAUGCAGAUGAGGAUGAAGAAAGUAGUGAUGAGGAGCUAGUUGGCCUUUUAGAGAAGGACCCAGUGGUGGAAGGGAAGAGACAACGGAAGAAAACAGAACGACUUGAGGUGGAGGUCACCACCACCCCUAAGGAAGAGUUCAAGAUUCCAGAGGGCAAGGGAACUAAACUUGGUGAGAUUGAGAGAGUUGAAUGGCAGCUACAACGGAACAAGUCAGAGGACCUGAAGCCUCUGCACAGAAUUUUGUUUAACAAGGGAGGAUCAGCAACUGUCGUCAAGAGACACAUACGUCAGUUCAAUGGCUUUGACUUCGAGAAGGAUUCCAAGGAAUAUGAGAAGAAGAAGGAACAGAUUUUGAGGUACACUGUUGCAGCCUUGAAGUACUUCUGUGACACGUUAGACAUCGAGAAGAAGGGGAACAGGGAUGAGUUGGUGGAGAAACUGAUGGAAUUUCUCAUGGAGCCAGUGUCAUCUGGAAAGGCUAUCCCACAGCCCAAGAAGAAAAGAACCAGGAAGAAGAAAGGAGAGGGCAAAGCGGAAGGUGGGAAGAAGAAGAGGAGAAAACAGAAAGCAACAUCUGAGGAGGAAGUAGAGAAUGAUGAUGAUUCCAGUGAUGAGGAGGAGGAGGAGGAGGAGGAGGAAGUAAAGCCCAAGAAGAGAAAGGCAGAUGGCCCCAAGAAGACUCCAAAAAAGACACCCAAAAAGACACCAAAGAAACAACUGAAGGUGAAAAUGCAGAAACCAACACCCAAGAAGAAGCCAGCUGUGGAAGUCAGCUCAGAUGAUGAGUCUGAUGAUGAACCCUUGGCCAAGAAAAUAAAGAAACCUCCAACGGUGUACGAGAAGUAUCCAGACUUUGACUUGACAGACAGGAAAGACUUCAUCAAGUCCACUGUCAAAGCGAUCAUCUCCUGAAGGUGCCAACAGCAAAUGGAAGGAAAAGGGGACCCAGUAACCUAGCCUAGCCUCAACUGACCAAGAACAUAUUUUUUAACUCGUUCCUUCUCCAUUGUAGAUCAUGCAAUGUGACUGUGUAGAAUUGUUCCUUUUUUAUUGUUAUUUUCACAAAGUAUUUAGGUAACUGUUUUUAGCAUCAGAAGUAUUUUCUUCUAGCCUUCAUCUUAAUCAUUGACCACUAUAAAUAGUAUUGUAAUCUGGUCAAGGAAUUUGCAUAAUAGCGCAAGUGAGGUAAUUACUAGUGCCAUGAACUCCAAUACAAAUACAAACCAUAGUUCUAAAUGUAUGUGUUGUCUUGUGCUGUAGAAUGUAUGUUACUAUGUAGCGUGGUCUAUUAUUAAAGGAUUUUUAAGAAUUUGC
Branchiostoma floridae (Florida lancelet) is the source of this 1627-nucleotide messenger RNA. RefSeq names its product protein DEK-like. Gene Ontology annotation, biological process: regulation of double-strand break repair; chromatin organization. Lineage: Eukaryota; Metazoa; Chordata; Leptocardii; Amphioxiformes; Branchiostomatidae. The record is from RefSeq and is a predicted model, not a curated record. Gene Ontology annotation, molecular function: DNA binding; histone binding. Gene Ontology annotation, cellular component: nucleus.